Molecule: messenger RNA, 2487 nt
Organism: Colletotrichum graminicola M1.001
Lineage: Eukaryota; Fungi; Ascomycota; Sordariomycetes; Glomerellales; Glomerellaceae
Product: fungal specific transcription factor domain-containing protein
Exons: 4
Coding region: 1-2487 (828 amino acids)
Biological process (GO): DNA-templated transcription
Molecular function (GO): DNA binding; zinc ion binding
Source: RefSeq, a predicted model, not a curated record
AUGCAGACGACGGAGAGCAGCGUCAUGUGGUCGACCCUGCUGCACCAUCGAACGACGAUCUUCGGCCAAUACCCUCCAAUGAGCCCCGCCGUCAAUCUCAAACUUGCCAUCAUUCGCAUGAUGACGACACCCCGACUCCUUUCUCACCAUGACCAUGCCAAACAAGCCCAUUCCCAUAUACCCUCGACGGCGACAACGCGGACGCAUGAAAUACCAUGCCCUGCUCCUCUGUCGUUCAACAACCAGGCCUUCACGACGCCAUGGGCCAAUGGUCAGCAAAACAGCCUAGGCAUAGACGUCACCUACUCUUUCUACCCAUUUCUGGCUCUGAGCCACCUGCACGGGAUUCCGCCUCAGGAUGUCAACUACCUGGAGCUACAGGGGUGUCUGCGAGUGCCCACGCGUACGAUCCUCGACGAGUUUGUGCAGCAGUACUUUCUGCAUGUCCACCCGUUGUUUCCCAUGCUCAACGAGGGUGACUUUUGGGAUUUGUACUGCGCAAACCCCAACAGCCAUGUGCCUACCGAGAAGUUGUCGCUGCUCGUCUUCCAGGCAAUGCUCUUCUCCUCUUGCAAUUUCGUCUCCCGACAAACCAUCAAAAUCCUAGGCUUUCCCACGAUCCGCGCCGCCCGGGCAGCCUUCUACCGACGCGCCAAGCUCCUCUACGACCUCGAAUCCGAAUCUUCUCCUCUCGCCAUCUCACAAGCCGCCCUCCUGCUCUCCUUCUGGUCCUCCCCUACGUCUCCGGCCUUCCGCAAAGCGAACACCGCCUGGCUCAUCAUCGCGAUCCAGAAUGCCAAGAUGGUUGAAGCGCACCACUACGCCACCCGCACGGCACCCCCGAAGAAACGCAACCUCCUCAAACGCCUGUGGUGGUGCUGCAUCAUGCGCGACCGCAUCGUCGGCCUCGGCCUACGCCGUAGCUUGCAGAUCACCCGUAGCCACUUCAACUUUGACUCGAACGACGCGCUCGGGUUCUCUGACUUGGCCGAUGAGCUCGAGCGGAGCCGGGUGUACAACCCGGGCACGAAGCGGCACCUGGCUGAGAUCUUGGAGCAGUUGGUUGAGCUGUGUGUCGUGCUCACCGAUAUCUUGAUCCUCGUAUUCCCGCUGGAUGAUCGCCCGGGCUGGGGCCGGGAGAUGCGCACCGAGGAGCAGGACAAGGUUCGCGUUUGUAAGGCUGCGCUGCGCAGGUGGUACAAGCUCGCGACGCUGCGGUUCCCCAUGUUCGGAGGCGGUUCCGUAGCAAGGGUGAAAUCACCCGGGAACGAGUUCCAGCACGGCUCGGUGAUUCUAUACACUAACCUGAUGUACAUGUACUACCACUCGUCUCGAGUCGUCCUGAGUCACCACGAAGUCCUCCACCUCGCCAUCACCGCCGCCGCGCCAGCUUUCAACGCGAUUCCCACAUCGGACCUGGCCAUCAUUGGGGAGAACCGACAUGAACUCCAGGACGCCGCGUCGGAAGUCACCGAGUGUUUGAAGGAACUCAUCCACCUGCGCCUCGCACGCUGGCUGCCGAUCAGCGCCGUCGCCUGCACCGCGUUACCGUUGGUCUUGCAUAUUCUCGACGUUAAGCUAUCAGCAUCGUCAAGGUCUUUCGACCCAAACACUCAGUCAGCACUCAAGCAGCACCGUCUCAAUAUCCUUAUCGAGGCCAUGAAGAUCUAUCAGCCCCAGUACGACGGCGUUGACUGGGUGAGCGAGACGAUCCGGCACAUUGUCAAUCUCGCACAGAUCGACUCGCCGCCGCCGGGAGAACUCAAGAAUUCCGGGGGUAAAGCUGCCAUUGUGGACUGGACUGACAUCCUCGCCUCCCAACCAAGCUCCUAUCUCCGUCUCGCGCUCACGAUGGAUCUGUCCCUAAGCAAGGGGCGUCUUCCCGAGGACGGCGACUUCCCCGUCAACCUCCGCGGGCUCUUCACCGGCGGUUUCAACCCGCUCAAAGCACUGCUCGAACGGAAGCGGGAAGACGCCGGGAACAAGGACGCGGAGUCGCUGACGGACUUUGAUGCCGCGGCGAUGCGCGUCAACCUCUUCCGCAUGCAGCCGGGAACGGUGGCGGUCUUUUCGUCCGACGAAGACGCCACCACCUCGUCGUCAUCAGCGGAAGAGACCAUCCAAUGCAGCGUAACGGACACCACGUCUCCGACGACCUUGGGGCCAGGGUCCCGAACCUCCGAUCCCAGGAGCAGCGGAGGUGCAGACGUGGACAUGGCAGACCGCCCGCCGUCGACAGGGAUCGACGGCCUGGCGGCCGAGGUCUUGGCGGCGUUCCCACUGGAUGAACAGCCGGCAUUCGCGGACGGUGACUUUGAUGGGAUGUACUUUGACGGGAUGCCCGGGCACGACGGGCCUACGGGGUGGAUCGAGACGGCUUGGGACGAGCUCACGAACGGACCGGACGAGGAUCGUGCGGACCGGGAUGCGGCGAGGAUCCUGCUGGACGCCUUCAGGGAAGGGGACUUGGCCGAGUGCGCGGUAUAG